AUUGCUUUACUUACACCAAUCAGAACAUCAGAAACACUGCUUAUAUUGCGCUAUCAAGACGAUUGAUUUAUUGUCUAGACUAAAAAAACAAAUAUUAUGCCUUGCUCAAUGUUUUACUGCCAUACCCUUAUAAAUGUAACAAACUUCUUGUUGAGGUCGUCCCAAGUUGAAAAAAGAUCGUUGUCGGCUUGUCCUUGAGGUGAUAAACUUUUAAAUUGGGCCCUUCAAUUUGCCAGUCGUGACAAGUGAGAGUGAGUCACCUGAACUCGUAAUUGCCGUCUUUACGCAUGAUGAGUUUUCAAUUCAAUGACGCUCGGCGACCACAUAGUGUUAAGUUGUGCCACAGUUUUAAAAGUUACUGCAACAAACUGCAAACAAGCGGCAACUGCCAGCUUAUGCAGUCAUUUAUAUCGCGCUUCAAGAUAAUAAACGCAAGCUUAAGCUAAAAUGCCUGUAGUGUCCACUGAAGACACUUGCUGAAGCGGAGAAAUCAAUUGAUCAAUCAAUCAAAACUGCCCUGCUGAAUCAUUUUCAAUGAAUAAUUUAUUACCUUUUUCAAAGUUUCUUUCCCACGCAUAAAUAGAAAAGCACAGAAAAAGUCACGAGAUGUCAUUCAAUAUCCACCUGACGUCGAAGGGCCUUCGUCAGAAUGUCAAUGAGCUAGCUUCGUUCACAGAUCAUUCACAAAACGGCUUUGAAACAAUUUAAGCUGCGACUUUUAACAACAAGACUGGUGCUUUGUCUCGUUUAUUAACGAAAUGGCAGGAUUUUUGUAAACAGUGCGUGUGUAAACAGGGGAGCCAAGUUAACAAAGCCACCGAGAGGCAUCUCGCCUGCUGAGUUUCAUUCAUUGCACCGUCCCCAAGUGCAGGUGGAUGCGAAGAGUGGCUACAGAUGUAACCUUAUAGAACUGGUUGACUUCGAUUUCAAAGUCCAUUAGCCGUAGCUUGGGUAGUCGUUUGCACAUUACAAAUAUUUGUACUGUCACUUUGCAAUAUUUGGAGUUGUAAUCAUAACAUUACUGCGAAGAUCUGAUCACAAUGGAGCUAGGGAACGUAACUUCAACGAUUCCUUCCACAACAAGUCUUGCCGAAAACUCCUUAACAGGCAUAUUUUAUGUCGACGAGCUUCCCGACUGGCUCCACGCGUUUGGGUUUGGGCUUUAUGUGAUGCUUCUUGCUCUCGCUUUCGUUGUCGACACAGCCAUAUUGUUUGUAUUCUAUCGAGUAAAGGAACUGCGAAAUGUGACCAACAAUCUGCUUUGCAACAUGGUGGCAGCGGACUUACUUUUCGCGUUGCAAACUCCUGCAGAAGCAUUGUCCAUCAAAUACGAUAACUGGAUCACCGGUGAUGCCCUUUGCAAGAUUCACAGGUUUCUCCUGCACACAUUUUAUAACGUGGUUAUCAUAAGCCUGACAAUUGUAAGCAUCGAGAGGUACUAUGCAAUAUGUCACCCAAUGCGAUUCAGAAGUCUCAAUAUCAAAUCAUGGAUUGUAGCCCUGGCGUCUUGGAUUGCAGCGUGUAUUUUGGCCCUGCCACAAGUCUUCUUCAGCUCAACUACCAUGUCGAAGGAUAGACUAGUUUGUAGCCAGGAGCGCCCAGAUGACUACUUGCUAGUUUUCCUUUGUUAUCAUGUGCCAGUGUUUAUUUUGCUUUAUUUUAUACCUCUUGUAAUUCUCUCCUUUACGUUCGCAAGAGUUUCGAGAAAACUACGCACCGUUGUACAGCGAUUUCGAUCGCGGUCACGAUUUGAUAUUUGUGGCGCCAUGAAAAUGCGAAGGAGCAUCAUAAGAAUGCUUUUAGUUGUAGUUAUAGUGUUUGUGGUGUGUCUAACGCCCCUGACAGUCAUUGAGUUGUUGCAUGUGACACCUGUAAUGGACCAGUUCGACCCAUUCGGGACUCUCGUUGUUACUGUGGAGAUACUAGCCUUUUCGCAUGCGCUGUUUAAUCCCUUAGUGUGUUCGUUUAUGAGCAAAGAAUUCAGGAAGGCUGCAAAGAAGGCUUUUCGCAUUUCCCGGAGUCUAAAGGGCGAUUACUGCAUGCGCAUCCGCAAGAGAGAGGACACUGAAUGCAAGCUGAAACAAGUGAAGCAAAGCGAAGCCAUUGGUGCGGACAACGAAAAGAGAGCGUGGACGGACCAUCAAAAUCCCAGCGAGCCUGGAGAUGUUUGGAAGGAAAAAGGCACUCGUAACGAUGGAUUUUCGUUUGUUUUAGAUACUCUAGCGCGAACAGAAAGCUCUUUGACUGAAACGACUGAUAUACCUAGGGAGGAAGACUAUAGCAAAAGUUAGAGUAAAUCAAGCCACGCAUAUUUAAACGAGCUAAAUCAUGGUUUGCUCGUCUUGAAAAGUUUAGCCUAAAAUGUUCAGGUUCAUCGUUUGUAAUCCGAGUUAAUCUUCUCAUUUCUUGUUCCUUUAUGGUUUGUUAUCAUCUCUUUGGUAUUUUUCUAUCUUAGUUAACUGCUAUUUUCAAGUAGCAAUCAAUUUAAAGAUAGCUUUGUACGUGGCUAAACUAGAUCAGCUAUUAAAGUAAGUGUCUAACUUCAUUUCAAAGAGUGAAUCAGAGCCACAUCUUUCAAUAAGCCUUGGUAUGUCCAAGCAAAUUGUAUUUUCAUGCGUUUAUUUCCGCCUUCUACUUUACACAGAAUCAGUAGAAAAGUAGAAAAAGAGCCUAAAAUAAAAUAAGAUAACAUGAAAAAAAUAAAAAUAAA
This is a messenger RNA of Orbicella faveolata, 2710 nucleotides long. Its product is annotated as nociceptin receptor-like. The record is from RefSeq and is a predicted model, not a curated record. Lineage: Eukaryota; Metazoa; Cnidaria; Anthozoa; Scleractinia; Merulinidae. Gene Ontology annotation, cellular component: plasma membrane. Gene Ontology annotation, molecular function: G protein-coupled receptor activity. Gene Ontology annotation, biological process: G protein-coupled receptor signaling pathway.